Messenger RNA from Lynx canadensis (Canada lynx), 1344 nucleotides. RefSeq names its product NKD inhibitor of WNT signaling pathway 2 (gene NKD2). Gene Ontology annotation, cellular component: cytoplasm. Bases 1 to 1344 code for a protein of 447 amino acids. Lineage: Eukaryota; Metazoa; Chordata; Mammalia; Carnivora; Felidae. The record is from RefSeq and is a predicted model, not a curated record. The transcript is spliced from 9 exons. Gene Ontology annotation, biological process: negative regulation of Wnt signaling pathway.
AUGGGGAAGUGUCAGUCCAAGCGCGGCGAGCGAGGCCACUCGCCGGCCCCCCGCGGCCCCCCGCGCCCCGGCCGCGCCGCCGCGCCCCAGAGAGAGAGCCCCGAAGGGGACAGCUUCGCGGUGUCCGCGUACGCGAGUGGCCACAAAGGCGCGGAGGAGGCAGAGCGGCGCGUCGGCGGCAGGCAGGAGCUGCUCGGCGGGGACCUGCAGGAGGGACCUUUCUGGGAGGACCAGUGUCCCCUAGAGGUGGCAGUCACCCCUGAGAAAGCCGAGGGCCGAGGCAGCGCAGGACAGCUCUUUGGCGUGCUUGAUGGAGAGAAAGCAGCAAGCCGCGAGGGCCCACGAGGGCUGGGCAAGAGGCACCUGAACACCGAUGCGCUCCAGUGCGACGUCUCGGUGAAGGAGGACAACCAUCAGGAGUGGACGUUCACGUUCUAUGGUUUCGACAACAAUGGCAUAGCCACCAGGGAGGACGUGUCCAGCCUGAUGCACACCAUCUGUGAGGCCGUCGGCGCCUCCGUCAGCCACUCCUCUGGCAGCAGCAGGACCCUCCGUGUGCAACUGACCGUCGGCCCCGAGUCCUCCAGCAAGAGAAGGGAGAGUCCUCCCCCAGGCCAAGACCGGGAGCCCACUCACUGCAGGGCGGAGGGCGAGCUCAGCGAGGACCCCCGGGGGUCGGCACGUGUCAGGAGGCCGGGCGCCGACCCCCACCCCUGCUGUGCACGGGGCCCGUGCCGCGUGGACGAGAACACGGAGCGGAGGAACCACUACCUGGACCUGGCCGGAAUCGAGAACUACACGUCUAAGUUCGGACCUGGGUCCCCGCCGGCACCAGCCAAGCAGGAGCAUCAGGGCAAGGCCGUGCACCCCCAGAGCAGGUCCCACUCGCAGGAGGCGGACGCACACGAUGCGCACCACCGCAGGUCUCAGCCGCUGGCCGACCAGCCCCCGCCGGCUGCAGACCCCGCCAGGGCCCUGGACGCGCAGCCCCGCCUGAAGGGGCAGGACAAGCAGCCUCUGAGGUCCCCCAAGGGCUCAGGGAGGCCACCUGGGGCGCCCGGCGGAGGCAAGCCCGGGAGAGCCUUCGGCUCCCACCUGCCGGCGGCCCCGGCCCCCGCCCCCCAGGACGGCCAGCCCCCGCCGCAGCCCUACGGCCACAAGCGCUACCGGCAGAGGGGCAGGGAGGGCCACUCGCCCCCCAAGGCGGUGCCGGAGCACGAGGGGGUGCGGGGCCCGCCGCCCCCGCUGGUGGGGGAGGGCUGUGCGGUGCCCGCGGUCCAGCGCCACGAGCACCACCACCACCACGAGCACCACCACCACCACCACCACCACCACCCAUCCUAG